UUUUCAAAUGAAAGCCCCAUGAGUCCGAAUUGAAUCCUGCUGAGCCAACAAUUAAUUCUCAAAUAAAAAUACUUCCGUUGUUGUUUUACAUAUCUUCACAGACAUUGCUAUAAGUGGCUUUUGUUUGAAUAAUAAAUUUGUGUCUGCUCUUUAUCGUGGCAGGAUGCCCGGGAACAGUACAAAAUCUGGAAGAGAGGUUGAAACAGGAAUUAAUUUGAGAAGGAGACCACUUAUCAGGACCAGUGGAAAUGAAAAUUCAGCUCCAGAUCCUGAGAACACAUCUUCAUCGGAAGAAGAAGCAGACAUAAAUGAAGGGGACAUAAAUAAAGGGGUUGAUUCCAGUCAGGAGCCAAUUCAUACUUCUAGUGGUAAAACUGAUAGAUUGGGAACAGAUAAGAAAAAAAAGAAAGAUAAGGGACCUUCAAGGCUUUAUCCUGAGAUACCUGUAUUAGAUGAACCUGCACAUGAGGACAAAACUUCAAGCAAGAGCUCGGUAUAUUCUUUACGAAAUAUAAUCUGGCCACUAUUGAUCUUGAUUGGUUAUUUUCUCUCUAAGUUUCUUCACCCUCCAGAAACAAACAGUUUCGUUCCUCCCUUCGACAUAGAUGCAGUGGUGUCUACCAUGCGUCGAGAUUUCGGCUCUCUGCCGGAGAAGAAUUUCAGAGUCCUCAAAGCAGCUCUGCGUAGUGUGAAUACGGACAGUGAGCCCAAAGCACCUGCUGUGUUGCUAUUGGUAUCUCCCAAGGGCCAUGAAAGUACGUCCACCAGGUUUGCCAAGAAUUUGGCGCAGGUUUUGGAUGAAAGGUUUGUCUCGUUGUCAAGUGCGGAGCUGGUUGAGGCUGGAAACGCCAAGAAAUGCAUCGAUGACACCAUCAGAGAAAGUGUCGAAAGAAAAAAGGUUAAGGUCUUUCUGGUGAGUGAACUACAACAGCUAAAUUUUGAAACAACGCUCAUCUUCCACUCAUUCUGUGACGACCAAAAUGCUCCAUACAAGAGGGUUGUCUAUGUCAUAACAGUAUCUUGCGCAUCCCUUAAUACUUCUGAGAAGUGGGACAAGAUCGGGAUGGACUGCCUCUCGCAGGCUUGGCCAGACACUCCCAAGGAUAUGAAAGACCCAUUGGUGAAUAGAUUAACUCAUAGUGUGAUAAUUUUGAACAAAUAGAAAAUAAAAGUACGAUCAAUAAACUUGAAUAAUUUGUUAAUCACUUUGUUACUACAAAUAUGUACAUACGAAAGUCUUUUUCCAUGUUGUUGAAAAUAAUAAUGCUACAUCUUCAAAACACAUGUUAUUGAUGGAAAUAAUGUUGUUAAAGCUACUGUUUAUUCAUGACAUAUUAAAAAGUUUCAAAAUUUUUGCAUUUGCCAUAAUAUUUUAGCCUUCAAUGUAUGUAAAAUAAUUAUUUUGAUAAAGCUAUUUAUAUUCGGUGUCUGUGGCAGCUACUGCAGAAAAUACUGUCUCAUAUAUAUUUUGGCCAUUUUUAAUGCUGUCAAAGUACGAAGUUAAGUCUUGCCAAAGUGGUUUAGUAAUAGAUAUGUUGAAGGGUAAUUUAAUAAAUAUUAAAAUGCAAUAGUUGUUUCAGUAAUUCCAUUGUUUAGUUACUAAUAAUCAAGUGAUAGAAAUAUUGAGAAAAUGUCAGCAAUCUCAAAUCCUUUAAAAAUUAUUUUGUAUAAAAUAUUUCUGAAAAGCAUGUUAAAUUUAAAAAAAAAAAAACAAACAUUCUGAAUAUGUGGCGUUCAGAUGUGGACAGAUUUGCCCAUACUCUGUGUGUGACGUAAAAGUUUGGACAAGAAGCUAUGAAAUGCUUUUAUUUUUCUAGAAAGAGUGCAUUUUUGCACUUUAUUAAUGUUGUUUUGGUGUCCAAUGUUUUAAGGGGUUUUGUGUGUGUGUGUAUCAUGUCUUCAGUGCAUAAAAAUAUAUAAAUUAAAAAAAAAAACAUAACUACAGAAAAAAGUUGUUCAAAAGACAAAGUGAAUGAUAGGAGAUAGAGUUGUUGAACAUUUUUAUUUGAAAACAAAAUAUAAUGAACAUUUCGUGUGCAGUUUGUUUUUUGUACAUUUUAUGCUUUCUUCCUAUUUUCAUGGUCUUCAAUUAAAUAUGAAUUUUUAUAGCCUUUAAUAAAAAAAGUU
Messenger RNA from Uloborus diversus, 2127 nucleotides. RefSeq names its product torsin-1A-interacting protein 1-like. Gene Ontology annotation, molecular function: ATPase activator activity. NCBI's taxonomy places the organism in Eukaryota, Metazoa, Arthropoda, Arachnida, Araneae, Uloboridae. Gene Ontology annotation, biological process: membrane organization. The transcript has 4 exons. Gene Ontology annotation, cellular component: membrane. The record is from RefSeq and is a predicted model, not a curated record. Bases 164 to 1162 code for a protein of 332 amino acids.